GUGCAGAAUUUCUAUCGUAAGGAGCCCGACCGGCUGAGGCAGCCGCGAUUCGUGUAGCUCUGCCAUGACCAAGCAGCUCUGGAACUGCGAUACAUCCUGGCGAUGUGUCCAGGCAUUGGCAGUGAUCCUGACCAUCCUGCUAUUGCCCGGUACAGGUGGUGCGCUGGAUCCCGGCAUCGAUUUAUUGGACGCAUUAAAUCUACACUCAAACUUGUCCCAAUACCCAGGUGUAACGAUUACACCAUCCAGAGUAUUUCAUUUGUCAGGUCUCGAUCGAAAUCUUGUUCUUCCGGCUGCGGUUUUUCACCGGGCAGUCGAGCAGAUGAAAAAAUCACCAGAAUUCACUUUUUCCGUUGUCCUCAAGCAAGAGCAGUCAAACUCUGGGACCAUAAUAUCAUUUUCCAACGGAAUUAAUAGGUAUUUAGAAUUACAAUCAAGUGGAAGACGUGACGAAAUACGUUUUCAUUACACACACAUAACAGCAGCGGGUGCAACGCAGAUUCUAACGGAAACGUUUCCGUAUCGACUAGCGGACGAUAUCGAGCACAAGGUGUCGCUUACAGUCAGCGGCACUGAAAUGCAACUAUUCAUCGACUGCCAUCCACUGUAUAAAAGAGUGACACAUUUUUUACCAGAUAGAAAUUUUAGUGCUUCCAAUAUGCAAUUAUUCGUCGGACAAAGAAACUCAAAUAGUCAUUAUUUAUUUAAGGGAGAAAUAAAAGAUUUACGUCUCAUCACUGGGUCUUAUGGUUAUUUAUCUCAAUGCGAGUUGAUGGACGCACAAUGUCCUACCUGUGGACAAUUCUUAGAGUUAGAAAAUGCUUUAUUAGAAUUAAAACAAACAAUGUCGCUGUUAACAAAAAGGCUAGUGGAAGCAGAGAAACGCGUCUCAUAUAUUGAGGAAUGUGAUUGUAAAAAAUCAUGCUUAAUAAAUGGUACAACUAAAAAUGAUGGUGAUGCCUGGGAUAUUGGGUGCAGUCGAUGUGAAUGCAAACAAGGCAUAGUCAAAUGUGGUCCAAGACCAUGUCCAGAAGUUAAAUGUAAACAUCCAGUAUUAAAAGAGGGCGAAUGUUGUCCUGUCUGUUUGAAAUCUUGUUACAUUACUAAGAAAGACUUUGAACAUGGCGAAAUCCAAAUCCUUGGCUGUAGAAACUGUUCGUGCGUUGAUGGUAACAUGCACUGUGAAUUCCUGCAAUGUCCCGAACUAAAAUGUCCACCGGAACAACAAAUGUCUGUGACGGAUGAAUGCUGCAAAUUUUGUCAAGGUGUGGAUUACUGUUCAAAGGGCCAUGCAUGUCAUAAUAACGCUACGUGUCUUAACCUUAACACCAAGUACACGUGUACCUGUCGUUCGGGCUUCCACGGAGAUGGGUAUCAAUGUUUCGAUGUGGAUGAGUGCACUCAGCAGGGUGGUCUUAAUGGUAACCACUGUCAUCUGAACACGCGAUGUGUGAACACGUUUGGUUCGUACAUUUGCGAAUGUUUACCUGGCUACCGAAGACAAGACAAGUUUAACUGCGUGGAGAUGGACGAAUGCAAAUCUGGCGAACACAAUUGCCACGAGAAUGCCGAUUGCAUUAACACAUUAGGUUCUUACCAUUGCCAAUGUAAGGAGGGCUACACAGGAAAUGGACGCGAUUGUAAACCCGUGUGCAAUCAAACUUGCUUGAAUGGUGGCGAAUGCCGCUCACCUAACGUCUGUACAUGCCGCACGGGAUACAUUGGUGAAUCGUGUGAAAAAGACCUGGACGAGUGUGCAACAGGUCUGCAUCGAUGUAAGGACACGACGGAUUGUGUAAACAUGCCGGGCUGGUACUUCUGCAAGUGCAAGGCUGGAUUCGAAACCAAAGGCAAAGAAUGUGUAGAUAUAGAUGAGUGUUACCUCAAUACGCAUAGCUGUCAUCCGACAGCCCGGUGCGUUAACACAGCGGGACAUUUUAAAUGCGAAUGUCCGGCCGAAGGCGAUCCGGAUUGUAGAUUAAGUUGUAUGUUCGAAGACCGUGAACUACGAGAUGGUGACAAAGUAUCACCCAGUAACGCGCCAUGCAAAAUCUGUACCUGUUCAAAAGGUGUGAUCAGCUGUGUGGAGCCUCCGUGCAACUGUUCUUCAUGGCGUCCAGGGGUCGUCAGUGAACUAUGUUGCCCACAAUGCGAUCCGAAACAAUCUUGCCAGCAUCAGGAGCUGCAACAUGUCACGUUUCGCAGUGGCGAACAGUGGAUAUAUCAAUGUCAAACAUGUGAAUGUUUGUAUGGCGAAUUUGACUGUUGGAAACUUGAUUGUCCUCCACUCACAUGUGAUAAUCCGAUGCCGGCCGGACCGGCAGACUGUUGUCCACGAUGUCCAGAUGACAGGUGUGGGUUUGAGAACCUUACCAAACUAAUCGCGAGCAAUAGCGCUGAAGAAGUCGGUGUCGGAACAACAUGCUUGUACGGGAAUCACGUAUACCCACCUGGACCAUUUAAAUAUCCGUCCAGAGAAUGUACCACCUGCUCCUGUAAGGUCCCCUACUGUGCCCUACUGGUGAGCAAUUCCGCGUGUUGUGUGCAUCGAACGGCAAAAUCACCUGUCGUUACGACGAUAACUGCAGUAUUGCUGACAAUCGUGGUGCACUACGAAUGGUGGAAGAGCUUAAUGCGAACAAUAGGAUCAACCCUAGCUCUUCUAAUCAUAAACCAUCGCAAACAGCGACCCCAAAGAUGUUGGUGCACCCACAGCAACAGCAUCAUCAUUUACCACACAGGACUGCGGCGAUCAAUAGUUUAUCGAAAACAGCUAGCCGGCCUGGCAGAAAUAACAAAGCAAUGCCAACAGACGCAACAAUGGCAGGAGAUGCAACUUCAACUAGCACGGCAACAACAUUUGAAAGGAGCACAAUUAGUAGUAAACAACAUUUUAAUCACGCAUCAGAUGAAACAUCAAUUGCGCGGACUUUCGCUAUCGGCUGGUCUAAGAUCAAUGCAGAUUUUGGUGCAGAACCAGCCGAUCCACAGUAUGCUGCAGGAUCCAUUACAGUUCCAGAAGCAACCAGCGGUGCUGGACAUUUCACUAAAGCAGGUGCACCAUCGGGCGACGAAAACAUACUGCUUACGGCACCGGCAAAAACGAAUCAUUUACAACAUAAUCCUGACAACGGAGGAUUUACAAUUGAAGCUGAAGGCGGAUCAUCCUCUAGGAAACAACAAGCACCCAACACUGUUGCAACAACACCACAGACCCCUGCAACGAAUACACACAAAAAACGAUCAUUACUGCAAAUGUUCCCAAUUUUCGAUUCGAUUAGUGAUUUGGACGGUGAUUUAGUAGCCCCAACCCGGCGUAAUACGAAGCGCAGUGAACGUGGAUAAGAGAAUAUAAAUUUCGCAAGACAACCCUGUUAUUCGAACGCAAACCAAAACUAUUCCAAAAUUAAUUUACUAUAUUAUCGAGAAACACGUAUCCUUACAACGAAAAGAAUAAUAAUUCAAGGAGUGAGUUUUUGUACAUGAUACAUACAUAUGUACAUGUACAUCAUAUGCACAUGGUUCAAUAAUCUAUUGCAUACAACAAUGAAGGUAUGUAGUAUUUAUACUGCAAAACAACAUUUGGUAAUUAUUAACAGUUCAUUAACAGUACAAUCUCAAAUUAACUCUGAUCAAAAUCGCAUACCUGAAAUAAUAUCGAGAUACAUCAGGUUUUGACAUUUUACCGUUCAAGUGUUAAAAAUUCCUGCGACAUUGACCUACGUAUAUUCUAAAAAGCAUUCCUCUCCAACUCAGCCUUCAUACAAAAAGAACACACACACACAUACACACACGUAUACAAACCCCCAUUUGAUGCAAUAAAGAGCAGGUUUAUGGUAGAAUCCCGUAAUUAAAUUAAUCUCAUAGUUAUAAAUGAUGGAAUCUUCAACGAUGCAGAGCGUUAAGAGUAAAACAGCAAUUUUAAUCGGCCUGAAUCGAGGUAGCCGCAUCGCGGAAGUAAUUUAACAAUGAAAUAUGCAACUGCGUCAAUAGAACAAAAAAUUCUGGAUUUUUGCAUACGUUUGACACCAACGAAGGAGGUUGUAAGUUCAUAAUGGGCUAUAUAAAAAGUGUAAUGUGUACAAAAUAGCAAACUAUACUGAUGAAUCAUUCAACGGAUUACGGAAUGUAAUGUUUCGUCCGAAUUGUACUAUGUGUUCGUUAGUUUGGUGGAUAAUCAGUACUUACUUAUCUCACUGUAAGCAGUUAAUGUAUGUUUGCGCAGAAUGAAAAGAUGAUAGAACUUAAAUAGGAAUAGGUCAAGUAGAUAGUUUAAAGUAAUUGUGACAAAUGUGACACAAUGUUUAACAAAUUGCUUGGUUCUAGUCAUUGACGAAAGGGAACUUUAAGGAACACUUAUUUAUUGCAACUCAUUACUCUGAUUGUGUUUGUUACUCAAUAAUGAUUCUAUCAGACUAAGAUCAGCCAUUAAAUUCCUUCUGAGCAAGGACCACAAUCCUUCCUGAUUGAUAUGACAAAGGUAAUGGAAUCAAAAAAGGCGUUCUUCUAUUUAUUCAUGCGACGAAUCUGCUUCAUAACAAAGCACAGGGCAAACAAAUUGUGUGAAAUAUUUGAUUUAUUCAUUUUGUUAGAUUUUAUUGAGUUUGGUUUCUGUACAAUUAAACGAGACAUAAGAGUAAUGAAAUUUAAUGUUUUAAACUUUUUACCAGCCUUAGAAAAGAUGACAUACCGAUGCAUCUCAUGAUGCCUUGGAAAAUGCUAGGAAAAAAACAACUAAAUGUAACUUUAAACAUCUUUAAUGGGCAUACUGUGACUUUGAAACAGUAUAUAAAUUAGACCAGAUUAAACUUCAAACCGAGGUAAUGCUAAAUAAACAUAGAAGAGAAAAAACGGGGUUACGACUAAAACUGUACGCCAUGUAGAAAAAUGAGUACGAACAUAAUAUGACGAUCAUGCACGUUGAUCAUGACAAACAACGACUAGAACCGCAAAAACGGGCAUUGAAUGUAAUUUGGAGUUUAUCAACUAUAACACAAACAAACAAACAAUAUAAUAGUUUAAAUUAUUUACACAUUUCAACGAACUGCUAGCAUUUAACAAGCUUAUCGAAAAGUGGACAAGAAAGGACUAAAGAAAUGAUUUUUUAUACAUUACAAUAGAAUCGUAAUAGCAAACGUGUCAUGCAUAUUGUUUGUACUUAUAACUGUGACGUGAAUUAACGAGCGUAAAAUACCGACCAUUGUUUUUUUUUUACAAUAUACCGACAUUUUCGAACAACUGCAACUAGCACUAGAGUGCCAGACGAAUUAUCAGUGAACGAAUAGCUUGAUACACUAAUAGUAGGAACAUAGAAGCUGCAAAUUAUCUACUUCAAGUCGCAAAAUUUUAAAAUAAAAAAAAUCUUAAGUAAGUAACGAUACGCUGGGUAAGAUACCGCUUUCUAUAUCUAAAACAAAGCGCAAAUAGAAGCAGAAUUGUUGAUAAGGAGGUAGUCAAACGAUGGAAUAAAAAGUAUGAAAUUAAUGUUUUCGGUCAUAUGUUCAUAAUUGUUUAGUGCGAGUUUCUGUGUUUUAAGUUUUGAUUUCAAUGUUUUAAUAUUCUACACUGUACAUACAACUAUCUAAACCCUACAUUAAUUUUGAUAUAAAUUAAUAAACAAAAUUAAGAGCUGAAAAGACGAAUAAACACUCUUAUGUUCCCAUUUAAAUGUCCUGAUUAGCGCAUUUGAAGGUAUAGAUAUUAAUAAUAAUAAAAAUACAAGCAUAGACGUUUAUCAGCAGCGUUAACGAAAGCUAGUGAGCCUGCAUAGGUCUCUUAAUGACUGGAAAUUAAAUAUGUAUUUGUAUGUCUUUAUAUUUUAUAUAUCUCUAUUCAUGAAACAUACAUCUAAAGAUAUAUAGAACAUAAAGACUAUAUUGUGCAUAUAUUUAUACAUAAAUAUAUAUACAUAUAGCCUACGCAUUGUAACUUAAUAUGCUUAGAUUAGUUUAAAAACUUUUAGGAUAACCAAGAGAAUCUUAUGUACAUAGGUAGUUAACAACGAAGAACACAUACAAAAUAAUUAAACAUUAGGAAAACAGCAAAACUAAAAUAGUAGCAAUUGAAAUCAAUUGAGAGGAUGAAUGAAGAAUGUAUCUCAAAAAGAAUGAACCGCAUCGCAUUAAGUUUAACAUUAAUGAAAGAAAGAAACAGACAUUAAAAGCAACGGUCAUAUGGAUGAAAUUAAACUUCCAGUUGUACACAAUUUGCCAUAGUAAACUAAAGCCAAUCAAUUAAGGAUCAAUGUUUUCAGAAUACAACGCAACAUUACAUUAAAUCAGGUACCACAAAACUACCAGGAGUGUAUUACGACAACUACAGCGGCAUGAAAUAAAAUGCAUUAAAAAAAAACAAAAAAAAACCCCAAAAGUACACACAUGUUCCAAAAGAUAAACACAAUUGUACAAUAGCAGUUUACUAGUUCAAACAAACCAUGUGAAUAAUUUGAGUCGUAUAAUUUGAAGAUUUGUUUAACAUUCUUUUGGAUAAUAAUUUCGUAGUGAUCAAAAAUGCAAAUCUGAAUCCAAGAAUUUCAAAUCUACUGCAAAUCUCUCUUUCCAUAGUUUUAUCAAACAUCUCGGCAUAUAUUAUUAUAUUUUCCAAGAUGAACGGCAAUGCUUAAUGCAAUAUAAUCUAAAUUCUUAAUAUAAUCUAAUUUAAUGAGUUUUCAUAAAUUGUAAAAUGAAAACGAAGAUAACAAGUUUUAGCAUCUUGUUGGGUUUUAUUUCUUUAUGUUUAGCUUUUUUCAGUGUUUGGCAUAUGGUGCCAUUGGUUAGAAUUUUUAUAUCCUGUGCAGUGAAACGUGAAAGUUUACACUAUACGACAAUCUCUUUGUACAUACACAUGUAACUAUCCUGCUUUAGAACAGGCACGUGUGUAAUACGUAGUAGCUAUUUUGUUUGGCAAUUAAGCAUACAAUCAAAAUCUUGUUUGAUUAUUUAAAAGCAAAGCAUUCAUGUUACCUACUACAUAUUAUAAUUCAUUCACACCUUAUGAUUGUUUUGUUUUGUAUCGUUUGUUAAAACUACGUUUAACUACGAUUUGGCUAUCAGCUGGAUCAACACAAGAUCCGUGUGAGAUAAGGGGGUUAGGAUUGUAGAAGGUAAUUACAACGUUUACUACAACAACUAUAAUGAAACGAAAAGCUCGCACAACUGAGGAAAAAUCUUAAACGUAAUAUUUUAAUUGGGCCAAGACUAUGAAUACACCCGUUACGAUAUGGUGAAUCAUGGGCAAAAGAAUUGGGAAUAGCAAAGGUUAGAAAUAUUUAUGGACGCACACAAGGAAACAAAAGUCAACAUUAAAACGAAACUAGUAAACCAAUUAUAUAAUUGCAACGGUACCAGCAAAAACUAUUAGGAGUGAAUAUUGAAUUAAAAAUGAGUGAUCGAUUGUGCUGCAACAUACACAAAAAGAACCUCGGAAAUAUAUUAAAAACUGUGCAUGUUACAACUAAAACACAUUCGUACAACAGAAAACAUUUAACACAAAGCCCAAGCAAUAGAAGAAAUAA
Anopheles moucheti is the source of this 7513-nucleotide messenger RNA. Its product is annotated as protein kinase C-binding protein NELL1-like. NCBI's taxonomy places the organism in Eukaryota, Metazoa, Arthropoda, Insecta, Diptera, Culicidae. The record is from RefSeq and is a predicted model, not a curated record. Gene Ontology annotation, molecular function: calcium ion binding; protein binding. The transcript is spliced from 14 exons. The coding region runs from base 65 to 3301 and encodes 1078 amino acids.